GUCUGUCCUCUCCGCUCUUUAACGCUUGUGUGUUUGCGUGCGAGCCACAGCUGAGGCUACCGACCGUGGUGACACACCAGGCGGCUUUAUCGGUGGUACGGCAUUCCAUUCCUACGCGCCUGCCUUAGUGUGCCGGAUCUAACGUUCGCGGUUCUUCGUGUGCAUCAUUCGUUUCGUUACUGUUUUUGUGUGUGAUCGAAGAGUAGUAGAGAAAAAGGGAGAUAUAGAGAGAGAGAGAGAGAAAAAAGGAGCCUAAAAAGAAGCAAAACAAACAGUGGGGUGGCCAAAGGUACACAAAACCCUAAUCAUGCGUCUCUCGCCCGUCAGCUGAUCCGGUGCAGUGUGAGUGUACUGUGUAUGAUGGGCACUGAAUUCCUGCAGCCAUGCGUUAUCAGAACCGCAUGCCCGCACACGAUUACGUGUCGGGAGCGGUGACGGGGGGCAAAACGCAACCCAAGAAUGUGAUUGUGUGUCUGCAAAGCGCCUAGGUGUGUUUGUGAUUCGUUAAGACAGGUGUGCGUACAAGCGCUUACAAAAAAAAAACACACAAUUUCGGGCUAGAAAUUUUCAUGUAAAACCGUGUACUCGUGGUGAUUUGUGACUUAAUUAAAAAAAAAACUUAUUUCGUGCAGUGUAGAGAGUGUAGAGUAUUCUACUAAUAUCUUUGUAAUUCUAAGCAUAAGCUACUUAUCGAGACCGUGCCGUUGCCUUGAAUGUCUCAUCGAUCGUUUGUGCGAAACCGUGGUCGCUCGAAUGCACUGCGCCAUUGACAGCCUGCAUCGGAAAGGGAAGGGCGGGGUGUUCGCUAUCAGUGCCACCACGGCAAUAGUCAUCCAUUCGCCCGCGACCGCUCACACACAAACCGACCGACGACGAAGACGCCUGGCCUAUCGGAUCUCGAAUCGAACAGGCUACGGCAAAGCAGCAGGCAAGAAGUCAACCGCGAACACCCCUCUACGCAGACGAUAACAGCCGUCCCCCGAAGGAACUCCCGCAGGCAGUAGAAAGCAAUCGGUCCAACCGAGCAAGCGUGUGCCCCUCAGUCUCGCAUCGGCCCUGGACCGGAACAGGGGCAGCAGGCCGCGAUUACAACCCGUGUGAUCGCGAUCGGUCGGCACGAUCAUCAUUUCAAUGAGUAACAAGGAUUACUGGUAGGAUCGCAGACAAGUGACAGAGGAUGACAACUCGGGGGAAUCGUGGGCAAAUUCUGCCCCAUCUAGCGGCAGCGCUACUGCUCGUCGCCGGUACCAUGUGGCCACCUGUUGAAGCGAAUGCUUCGGACGACUACUACGACUAUGGCGGUAGUUCGCAGGAGGGAACGAUCGAGGAAAUUGUACAGUACGCACGGUCAACCCCGGAAAGUGACAGUUACGUCGUGUCCGUGGUGGAGUUUCACCCCGAACCGAUGACGAUGCCGAUCGAGCAGCGAACCCAGCUGCAUCUGGCCGAGUAUAGCCGGCUCAUACGCUCUCCGGAAGCAAAGCCCGCCGACAUUAUCGUGUUCCCGGAGCUGACGCUCAACUCCCUCUCCGACAGAGUAUUCGUGCCGGAUCCGGCACAGCGCGUUGCGCCAUGUGACGAUCACGGCACCAUUCUAGUCACCCUGUCCUGUCUCGCCCGCGAGGUGCGCAAAUAUCUGGUGAUCAACCUGUCCGAGCAGUUCUAUCUGCAGCAGCAGGCCGAAACCGUUCGCUACAACACGGACGUCGUCUUCGACCGGACCGGUACGGUCAUUGCGCGCUACCGGAAGUACAAUCUGUUCAAGGAGCCGGGUACUAGCGUGACGGCCGCACCGGAGCUAGUGAGCUUCGAGACGGAUUUCGGUGUACACUUCGGGGUGUUCACGUGCUUCGACAUUCUGUUCGCGCUGCCAACGCUCGAGCUCGUCAAGCACGGCCUGCGGGACUUUGUAUUUCCCGCCUUCUGGACGUCCGAGCCGCCGUUCCUCAGCUCGACGCAGAUCUUCGAGAGCUGGGCGUACGCGAACGAUGCCAACCUGAUCGUUGCCGGUACGAACUAUGGCCCUUCCGGGGCAACCGGUACCGGGGUGUUUAAUGGGCGCAAUGGAGCGCUGCUCACACACUACACCGGUGUACCUACGCGGGCCCUCUACACGGUGACAGUGCCCAAGUCGGGCUCGGGGAAUCACACCCGCUAUCACUCGCUGACGAGCGACGUGCUGGAAGUGCCGAUAGCCGAACCGAGCGGCCAUCGUCUGCCCGGGUACGAGCUGGAAAAUGUCCGUUUGGGGCGCGACUUUCUCGAACAGUUUACCACCAUCCAGCUGAACCCGAUCUGGCAGCAGGAAACGAUCGGUCAAAUUGUGUGCAGUGGCAUGUUUUGCUGUGACUUCUCGCUCAGCCUGACGGUGGAUGCCGAGCGCGACCAGACGCACCAUUACCGGCUGGCCGUAUUCGAUGGUGUGCGCACCUUCCAGGGCUUUGCCGAUGCGCACGUGUCGAUUUGUGGCGUGAUCGGCUGCGCGAACCAAAGCAUCGCGAGCUGCGGGCUGAUGCUGCAACACAACUCCGAGUAUCUGCAGUUCAAUUCCAUCUCCAUUACGGGACAGUUCAUCGCCAACGGCACGCUUGCCAUGCCCAACACGCUCGACAUGCGCAUGUACUCGUAUGACGCUAGCCAUUACGCUUUUACCGCCGAAGUCAACUACUCUACCAACGUUCAGAUUGUGACGAUGAAUCUGACCACCCCGAUCAGCGACAUGCAAACGUUCGGUAUCUAUGCGUUCAACCACAAGGAGUUUGAGUUCUACAACCCGAUCGAGCGACCCGGCGAGAGCACUCCCGAACCGGACCCGGACGAUGAUGGAGGUGCCAUCGCCGGCACCCAGCCUACCGCUGCUAUGCUGCUCCUAGCAGUAGCGCUGCAUGCCAUCUGGCAACGGAUCGCUGCGUAAUCGUAAAAAGAAUGCGGGAAGAUGAUCCUUCUCCCGCACUCAAUGUUCCUGUGCAGUAUUUUUUCUCGGCCAAGCCUGUUCACCCUCAAGCGCUAUUGCAGGGCUUGGCAAUAGCGUGUAUUGUGCCAUUAUAUUCGUCAGUAGAUAGCGUUAAAUGAGUACCAAAAAAGACAAUUCACUAACCUGUUUCGAAGGUUCCGCCAUUGCGUUGGAGAGGGGGGUGGGGAGGGGUAGAAGAUGUAAGGGACCUGCGUUUGAUAAAGAAAAAAAGUUGUGAUAGUUAGUGCCUUUCAAGAUGUAAAUACCUUCUAUACGAUAAUCAAAGUGCAAGGUGUUUUCUUUUAAAAAAAUAACUUACCGUUCGGAUAUUUCAAAAUGUUAGCAUCACUUUUUUAAGGACUGUUCUUUUCUAUGUCCUACCGUGAAUACCAAUGUUAUCUUUAUCGCGUGUCCUUAUUUAUUGGUCCUCAUGUGAAAUAUCUUUGAAGUAGGUGCCCACACGGGGCUAAAUACUUUGUAAAUCACGUUAUGUAUAUAUUUGAAUAUCGCAAUAAACAGAAUCAUUAAAUAAAA
Messenger RNA from Anopheles arabiensis, 3487 nucleotides. Its product is annotated as vanin-like protein 1. Bases 1178 to 2914 code for a protein of 578 amino acids. Gene Ontology annotation, molecular function: hydrolase activity, acting on carbon-nitrogen (but not peptide) bonds, in linear amides. The record is from RefSeq and is a predicted model, not a curated record. The transcript has 4 exons. NCBI's taxonomy places the organism in Eukaryota, Metazoa, Arthropoda, Insecta, Diptera, Culicidae.